This is a messenger RNA of Corticium candelabrum, 2317 nucleotides long. RefSeq lists its product as uncharacterized. Lineage: Eukaryota; Metazoa; Porifera; Homoscleromorpha; Homosclerophorida; Plakinidae. Bases 645 to 2102 code for a protein of 485 amino acids. The record is from RefSeq and is a predicted model, not a curated record. The transcript is spliced from 4 exons. Gene Ontology annotation, molecular function: GTP binding.
CCAAAGGCAACACAAAUUAACAUUGGAAGGGUUUGAAAAUGAGUUUGCUCAUAUAGAAGUCAACUAUUUUGGAAUUCUGAGCUAAAACAUUUACCAGUCGUGUUGGUGCACUCGAUCUUUUCGUGAUGAAAUGUGUUGCUUGUGUAAUGGCACAAUUCUCUUGCCCACGUUCCAGCUAUAUCAACUCCAGAUCUGUUGUAGAUCGAUACAAAGUUUGUUUCUACCAAUUCUUGGUUUGCGCUGUCCUUGACUAUUGGUUAUCGUUGUGCAUGUGUUACAAGUUGCAUGCAUGUAUUAUCUAACUGCCCCAAGCAAUAGUCAUGUAAUUAGUUGAUAAGGUAGACGUCAGUAUGCAUGAGAAAUUGCUGUUACUUAGCCUCUCAUCAUUAUGCCUAAUUUCUUUAACUUAAUAAAACUUCUAUGUGUCAAUAUGUACUUAUAAGGUAAGAUUACACUCUACUUCUCCGAAAUGUUGUUGCACAUAUAAUUACUGAAAUGAGGGAGUGACGUGAAGCAUCAAUCCACGUUUCGUAUCAAACGCUAUUUACGUUUUGGUUUACCAGUCACCAGUCACGGUAGUCGGUGCUGCUGUUUGCAUUUUGAAAGACAAUAGACAGAUUGUUUUUGUCUUGGCAACAACCAGCAUGUCCCAAAGCACAACAGGAAGUGACUCGAUUGCACAGCCGACUGAUACUAUACAAUCAGUGUCAGACGAUGUGUGGAAUAUUAUAAGAGAGGACCGUCCAAGCAAAGAUGCAUUCAUUAGAGCUCUGGCUGUCGAAGGAAAGGUAAUUGAUGCCCUACUAGAAAAUGGUAUAAUUGAAGACGAAUUAGUCAAAAUGGCAGUUCGUGAACCAACGAAAACUCGGGAAUACCAAGCGGAAGUCAUUUUCGAAAAUAUGAAGACAAACAAAAAGCUAGCCAUUAGAACUCUUGUAUUCAUUGCUCUAGAAAUACCCGGCAUCAUCAAUAUUCUUUCUCCGGAACUCUGGAAACAAGUUCUUCGUCAUGUUAAGUUACUGUCUACCAUGCUAGACAAUUGUUCUGAGAUUCAACAGCUGCUAAGAAAAGAGGAGGGCAGCGUCGUUGAAGCAAUUGAAGCCUUCAGGGAAGAAGCACGUUCAAUAACAAUAUUGUGCACAGGUUCAUCUGGUGUUGGUAAGUCUACUCUAGUGAACGCAUUAGCAAAUACUUUGGGACUUAAACGAUUAGCAAGAGCAGAAAGAGGAGGUGAAGGCGUUACAACAGACGUAUCCUCAUUUGACUUUAAAGUGAAGUCUGGAGACUUGAGUAUUUGCUGUACAUUUUGGGAUACCCCUGGAUUUACGCUUUCUGAUGAUAUUCCAAAGAAGUUUAGAAAUAUAGCACAACAAAUCAAAAGAGCUCAAAAAGAUGUUGAUCUUCUACUCCUUUGUUGCGCGGCUGAUUCAACUCGCAACGAUCGUGUAGAAGAAAAUAUAAUCCAAAGCCUUACUAAAGAAUUUGGCAAAGAAAUUUGGUCUCACACCGUUAUAGUUCUUACUAGAGCCAACCUGAUCAUAGAUCCAGAAAAGGUAGAAACAUCAGCAGAAUAUUUUCACGACCAAGGUAUCACGGUCAAGAAAAAGUUUGUUCGCCGAGUUCUUUCAACUUCUAGAAGCCAAUGUAAAAAUGGCUUAACUCCAACGGAAGCUGAAGGUGUUCCUUGCGUGCCAGUUGGCAGGCAAGCAGACGAUCUUCUUUUUGACGGUACAGAAUGGAGAAAGGAGUUCUGGCUCACUUGCAUUGGCAGAGUUCCAGCAGAUGUGCAAGGUCUUAUUGCAAGAUGGGGAUUAGAAGAGAGAAGGAACUUAGCUCAAUCUAUAGAAAUACAUGACCUGCUUCGAGUCUUAUUCAAUCAACCUGGACUGAUUAAGUUUAUUUGCCAAGUUGCUGUAGGCGGUGCUGCCGCUGUCGUCAGGGCAGGUAGAAACGUCGUUGGACCUCUAAGUGCUGCUACAAUAGCCCAAGCCGUAACCGAUGUGGCAGUACAAGCAGUUGCUGGUGGAGUGAUAGGUGGAGUGAUAGGCCAAGUCGGCGGUGCCGCAGUCUGUCUUCUAGUCGGACACUUACGUAACAUGUAGGAAAAAUAUUAAUAGGGUAAUGAUUUGUUAGCUUUGAUAAAGAUUAGAUUGUAUUUUACAUGACAAUCUCAAAAAGAGACACAUUGCAAUUUGCCUAAUUAACCUGUUUGCUUGCAUUCAUAGCUGAUAUUGCCUAGAAGUGCUAAUCUGAUUGCUACAUUACGGUAGAUUGUGUCAUCAGUUACCAUUGUAUGUAAAUACAUAUAUUUACAAUG